AUGAACUACUAUGAUUACGAUUUCAACUAUGAAUACAAUGAAAACCUUCAUGAUGGCAUCUAUUACCGUUUGCCAUAUGGCCUUGGCAAAAUUGGCUUCACAUACGACAGUAAUGACUAUGAGUAUGAGGAAGAAAAAAACAUUAUGGAAGGCGGCUGCGUACUUCGUCCAUUUUGGUAUAGGAGACCAAGACCAACCCAAAAACAAGUUGAUAAAAAUGGUGUAACUAUUUCAACAGCUUCAUCACACUUUUAUUAUCCAUCUUCUCAUGAAAUUCAUUCAACCAUAUCUCCUUGA
Messenger RNA from Trichomonas vaginalis G3, 297 nucleotides. RefSeq lists its product as uncharacterized. Lineage: Eukaryota; Parabasalia; Trichomonadida; Trichomonadidae. Bases 1 to 297 code for a protein of 98 amino acids. The record is from RefSeq and is a predicted model, not a curated record. The transcript has a single exon.